Stegostoma tigrinum is the source of this 5735-nucleotide messenger RNA. It is a transcript of the gene saysd1, whose product is annotated as SAYSVFN motif domain containing 1. Bases 20 to 487 code for a protein of 155 amino acids. NCBI's taxonomy places the organism in Eukaryota, Metazoa, Chordata, Chondrichthyes, Orectolobiformes, Stegostomatidae. The record is from RefSeq and is a predicted model, not a curated record. The transcript has 2 exons.
GACACUUCCGCCCCGCAGGAUGGAGCGGAAGUUGGCAGAAUGGCGAGCCCGGCAGAAAUUGGAGAGUCCGCUGGAGGAGGAUCGCGGGUUUCGGGGAGUUCACGGAGUUUUCAGCGCUUUGUUGGCGAAGCUCCGGUUCCCGAAGGAUGAGGUAAAGGAAGAAGUUGACCACAGUUGGUCCCAUGAGAGAUCCCUAGCAGAACCCAUUGAAUCUGAUCACUCUAUCUUCAAUGCCGUGACAAUCCUGAAAUUCCUGCUCUGGCUGGUCCUACUUGGCCUCUUCAUUGAGCUGGAGUUUGGCCUGGCAUUUUUUGUGCUGUCAAUGUUUUACUGGAUUUAUGUUGGCACUCGUGACCCAUCCAAAAAGAAGCAAGGUGAAAUUAGUGCAUACUCUGUGUUCAACCCUGGCUGUAAGGCUAUUGAAGGCAGUCUGACAGCAGAGCAGUUUGAGCGAGAACUUCAAUACAGACCUUUAGCUGGCAGGUGACUAGUCUGUGAUAUAUUUUCAUUUUAUUAUACUAAAUGUUCAUUGGGUUUAUAUUAUCCCUGAUAUUCCGUGUGUUGCUGUAGUCUCUCAUGUUACAUAGGUCAGUGCUUAGCAGUGGUUUACACACUGCAGACUGUUCACAUGUAACAUGGACAUGGUAAUAUUGAAAUACAAAAGAAAGGCAACAAUAAAAUUGACAUUCUCAUUUACAAAAACAGUUUGUUUAAUAGCAUUAAAUGUAUUUUCUUGUAAUUCUGCCCUUUAUCUCAAGGCUAUUACUGGAAUAUUCUGCAGGUAGCAUUGUACAUUUAGUUUUUAAAUAAAUGUGCCAAAUUAAAUGAUAUUUAAUGUCCUAAAACUUGUUGAGAAAAAUCUAGUUGUCCUGCAUUCUGCCCUCCAUUUAUUUCUGUUUUACUGCACGGGUUGGGUUACAACACAGGAAUAAGUCUUAAAUUCACAGUCUUAAGAUCUUAUAAAUCAUGAAUAAAACCUGGACAAUGUAUUGCUGUUCCCAAGCCCUGCACCUACAUUUACAUCUAUCAUGUUCUUCCGAACAAUUACAUAUAGUCAACUACAGGCUUACAUUUUUCAAAGCACAUUACAUUAAAUUGUCGGUCACUGGAUUGAAAGUAUUUUUGGUCAUUUAUUUACCAAGUUUCCACAUCUAUCACAUGACUUAAGUUGCAGUGAUGUGUCACGCAGAUGACACCUCAGUGACACCAUUAUUUCUCAUCAUGUUCUAAUACCUUCUCAUGUUCACCUUCUAAAUGUCUGAUGUUAUCCACACAGAUUAGUUUCUCUCAGUGUCACAAACUGCUUUUUAGAUUGCUACAAGAUUGCAUUGAGUUCUUAAAAUGGCCAUCAGUAGAUUAAGUUGUGGAAUGAUCUGUUAUUGCCCCACAAUCAUCUUUCAUUCGACAUCACAAUUUUUCAUGUUUCAGCUUUGUUUUCAGUGUACGGGUGACAAAUGUGUCACUGUAUAGAUUUAAUGUUGAUUUUUCAUCCUUCUCCAGCGAGAGGCAAAUAAAGAACAUUGCAUUUUCACAGUGCUUUACAUUGUGAGCAAGUGUGGCAAAAUCCCAAUGUGCAACACUGAAUUAAGUGCCCAAAUAAAGUAUUUUUGGUAUUGUUCGGGUAGUUAUUUGUUGGCCAGAUGAAUGAGGGACUUCUCCUCUGAAAAAUGCCAAGAGAUUUUUCACAUCAACAAUAGCUUGCACUCAUAUAACAACUUUAACUAAGCUACAAAUCUUCUCAAAACUCACUUUAACUAAGUAAAAUACCCCUUUGUGCUUCAUAAGAAUUUUAGGAAACAAAUCUGAUGGCGGGCCACAUGAGACGUUAUGGCAGAUCAGAGGUUUUCUCAGAGGUGGAGAAGUUUAUGAAAGGAAGUCCAGACUUUAGGGCAUUGACAGAAAAAGACAAGACUGUCAAUGAAGAUGUGAUUAAAAUUGGGGAUGCUCAAGAGGUGAGAAUGUGGAAGGUGGAAAUACCUUGGAACAUUUUAGGGCUGAAGUUGAUGACAGGGAUAAGGAGCUGUGAAACAAUGGAGAGAUUUGAAAAUAAAAGUGAACAUUUUAAAGUUGAGGCUGUGCCUCCCUGGGAGCUGGGCUGAUGUGUGUCUAAGAUUUGAUGUGAGAAUACAGCUAGGAGGGAAUCUCGGGUGACUUCAAUUACACUUUAAGAGAGCAGGUGAGAAGCUAGGAAUUCUGUGGCAACAAACAUACUAUCUUUAAUACCUGCCUACUAAGCCAAGAGUGUGAUGGAAUACUGUCCACCUGCCUGAGUAAGUGCCCAACACCAUCCAGGACAAAGAAUUAAUUUGAUUGUCAUCUCUUCCACCAUUUUCAGCAUGCAGUUUUUUUGCCACCUCCACAGUGUGUUCAUGAUGAAUGUGUACCAUCUACCACAUGCGCUGAAGUAACAUGCUAAGGCUGUUAUAACAGAAUCUUCCAAACUGGUGACCUCUACCAGCUAGAUGGACAGAGACAGCAGACACAUGGGAAUGCCAUCACCAAUACCACACGGACUGCAGUAGUUCAAAAAGGUGGCUCACCGCUACCUUCUCCAGAGUAAUUAGGGAUCACUGUUAAAUGCUGGUCUAACCACCAGUGUUCACUUCUCUCAAGCAAAGAAUAAGUUUAAGAUGGUAGAGGGGAAUGAUAGUCAAAUCUAGAUGUAUUGAGGCGUUGAUGGUUUUAACAGCAGUGAAGCUGAAGGUGGGCAGAGUUGAAUGAUGUAGAAACAUAAGUAGGUGGUUUAAGUAAAAACAAAGAGAUCAUUCAUUGAAGGUGGUAGACAGGAUUUGUUUAAAGUUUCAUCCAAAAGAUGAUGCCUCCCACACUGCAGCACUACUCAAUACUUCAGUCAUGUAACUAGCUUGUGAAUAGAACUAGAACCCAUUAGCCAUACUGAAGCAUAAUGCAACUACUGAAUCAAGGCUUACAGUCAUGUAGUAAAUGCUGUUCCAUUAUUUACAUGUUAGGAAAUGUCCAAUUAAAGCUGUCAAAUAAUUGCAGAAAAUUCUUUGCCAUAGAAUUAUUUACUCAAUUAUGCUUUGCUACAAAUAAAAUCAAUACUAGGACUAUACUGGAAGGGAUACAAGUAUGUAUUUUUAAAUAAAGUUCAGCAUCUGAAAUUUUAAUUCAGAAAGAACAUAAUGAAAGAAAAUAAAGGAUAAGAUGAACAUAAAUACAUAUGUCAAAUAUUUCAUCACAAAAUUUAAAGCUGAAUUUGUGACCACUUCAAAUUUUGAUUGCAACCAAUACAGUCCUUUGUUGAAAUUGUUGAAUUCAAACUACUACAUAAUUAGCAUUUAGUGGGGUCAAAACAUUAUUGAGUUGUCAGGAGUGGACUGUCGAUGUUGUAAGUUGUGAAGGUUUAUUUGAGAUUCUUCAGAUCGUUCUUGCCUCUUGUAGCUCAAAUCUGCAGCCCAGAGAUGUUCUCAAUGACAGUAUUCAGAUAUGAAGUGGAAGCAGGUGAGAGUGAUAGAUGGGUUUUAUUUUUCCAGUAACUUUUUCUUAAUGUAAAUGUGUUUUAUUUGUUCAAUUUGCACCAUUUCAUUCCUUAUUUUCUCUUUUUAUAGGAUGUGUUUCUCCUUGUCAAUAAACUUUAAUGUGUUUGUUUAAAAAUUUAGGAUCACAUUUGUUUCCUUUUUUGAGUUUGUAGAUUCUUAAGUUUUGUUUCAUAAUACUCAAUGCUCUACCUUAAAGAGUGUUGAUUGAUCCUGUAUGGAAGUGUUGUUGAAACAUCUAUCUUGGGGUAAUCCUCGUUUUAUUACAUCUAGCCUUUCAGAAGUUCUGCACUGGGGCCCUUUAGACUUGCUUGCUGAGCUGGUGUGUUUACUUGCAGACAUUUUGACACCCUGCUAGGUAAAAUUAUCAGUGCAGCGCCUGUGAAGUGUUAGAGUUCUGUCCCGCUUGUUAUUUAUAUAGCUGGGUUUGCUGGGGUGGUUGGCAUCUCUUACACUUUUGUUUUUCAGUGGUUUGCAUAUCAGGCCCAGUUCAAUGUGUUUAUUGAUGGAGUUCCAGUUGGAAUGCCAGGCCUCCAGGAAUUCCCUGGCAUGUCAUAGUAAUCUGACCCCACUAACAAAGACAUUUUUUCCUCCCCACCCUUAUGUGCGUUCCAAAGGGACCACUCUCUCCUUGACUCCCUUGUCCACUUCACGCUUCCCUCCAGCCCCACCUCCCCCGGCACUUUUCCCUGCAACCGAAGCAAGUGCUACCCCUGCCCCUAUACCUCCCCGCUCACCCCCAUCCCAGGCCCUAAGAAGACUUUCCGCAUCAAACAGAUGUUCACCUGCACAUCUGUUAAUGUGAUAUACUGUAUCCGCUGUCCCCAUAGUGGCCGCCUGUACACCGGGGAGACCAAGCGGAGGCUUGGGGACUGCUUUGCGGAACACCUAUGCUCAGUUCACAACAAAUAACUGCACCUCCCUGUCGCAAACCAUUUCAAUGCCCCCCCCCCCCCAACUCCUCGGACAACAUGUCCAUCCUGGGCCUCCUGCGUUGCUGCGAUGAUGCCACCUGAAAGAUGCAAGAACAGCAUCUCAUAUUUCGCUUGGGGACCCUGCAGCCCAAUGGUAUCAAUGUGGACUUCACAAGCUUCAAAAUAUCCCCUCCCCCAACCACAUCCCAAAACCAGCUCAGCUAGUCCUCGCCUCCCUGACCAUUCCUCCCACCCCAAGUCCCAACCCCUUCCCCUACCCACAGACCUCAUCCCGUCUCCUUGUCCUGUCCGUCCUCCCUGGACCGACCUAUCCCAUCCCUAACUCCCCACCUACAUUCACUGGCUGUAACCCCGCCUCUUUGACCUGUCUGUCUCCUCUCACCUUAUCUUCUCCUUUAUCCAUCUUCUAUUCGCCUCCCCCUGUCUCCCUAUUUAUUUCAGAAUCCCCUUCCCCUCCACCUUUUCUGAAGAAGGACCUCGACCCGAAACAUCAAACUGUCCUGCUACUCUGAUGCUGCUUGGCCUGCUGUGUUCAUCCAGCCUCACACCGUUUUAUCUCGUAUUCCCUGGCAUGUGUGUGUUUGGCUUGUGCUAUAAUGGAUGUGUUGUUCCAACUGAAUUUGUGUCCUUCUUUGUCUGUGUGUACUGAUGCCAGUGAGAAUUGGUCAUGUCUCUUGGUGGUGAGUUGGUGUUUGUGUGUAUCCUUAUUUUCAGUUUUCUUCCAGCUUGGCCUACGUGAUGGUUCUCAUAAUCCUUGCAUGGUAUUUUUUAUAUUACAUUGGUUUUAUUGGUUGUGGGUAUGGGAUCCUUUUACAUUCGUCAGUAGCUGUCACAGGGUGUUUGUUAGUUUGUGGGCUAUCCUGAUACCUAGGAGUCUGAGUAGUCUUGUGGUCAUCUCUGAUAUGUCUCUGAUGUACGGUAGGGUGACUAACGUGUCUGGCUGUGCCGUGUCUUCCUGUUGUGGAGGUAAUGGUGGAUUAUGCUUUUUUGGGUAUCCAUUCCUUUAAAAAAAAUCUGGGCCCUGAUCUUUCACCUCUUUUGAUCUCUCAGAUCACAUUAGCUUCAUCACCCUGUGGUUGCUGGCUCUUCUUCUCUACACAUUUAUCGGUUCAAUAUCAGGACUUAACUGUUGGAAAGCCAGACAAAAAUUCUGCCUCUAACGAUCGUAGGGGAGACUUUCUGCUUGGGUGAGACUUUUUAAAUCCGAGGACAGUGUGGUCCAUAACAACUGGUAUCAUCAUGCCAAACAAUUAUGUACAUGCUCUGACUGUCUAAUACAGGCUAAUAAAUGUUUUCCACUUUG